Microthlaspi erraticum is the source of this 1143-nucleotide messenger RNA. The record is from the annotation of a GenBank genome assembly. NCBI's taxonomy places the organism in Eukaryota, Viridiplantae, Streptophyta, Magnoliopsida, Brassicales, Brassicaceae.
AUGGCGACCUCAAGCAUCAAGACCAUGCCAAUUAUGGCAAUACCGAAUUUCGCCAUUUGCCACAAGCUCGAGCUCCUCAAGGAAGACAAAAGCCACGACCUGAAGCGUCAAGAAGGAGUAGUAGUAGAUGAAGAAGGGCUAAGCUACGAGUUCCGAGAGAUGUUGGAUUCUCUUCCAAAGGAGAGAGGUUGGAGAACUCGUUACCUUUACCUUUUCCAAGGGUUUUGGUGCCAAUCCAAGGAGAUUCAUGCUAUCAUGUCCUUCCAGAAACAUUUCCAGUGUCUCCAAGACGAUGUCGUUCUGGCCACCAUACCUAAAUCCGGUACAACUUGGUUAAAAGCUUUGACUUUUACCCUCCUUAACCGACACCGGUUUGAUCCGGUUUCCUCAACCACCGACCAUCCUCUUCUCACGUCCAACCCUCAUGACCUCGUACCUUUCUUCGAAUACAAGCUUUACGCUAACGGAGAUGUUCCCGAUCUCUCCGGUCUAGCCUGUCCAAGAUCAUUCGCAACUCACGUCCCUUUCGGUUCCUUGAAGGAUUCGAUCGACAAACCCGGUGUGAAGGUCGUGUACUUGUGCCGGAACCCAUUCGACACAUUCAUCUCGUCGUGGCAUUUCAUCAACAGCAUAAAAUCGGAGUCAGUGAGUCCAGUCUCGUUAGAAGAAGGGUUUGAUAUGUAUUGCCGGGGAGUGAUCGGGUUUGGUCCGUUCUGGGAACACAUGUUGGGAUACUGGAAAGAGAGCCUGAAGAGACCAGAGAAGGUCUUGUUCUUACGGUACGAAGAUCUGAAAGAAGACAUCGAGGCUAACUUGAAGAAGCUUGCAAGUUUCUUGGGCGUUCCUUUCACGGAAGAAGAGGAAGGAAAAGGCGUCGUUAAGGCGGUCGCCGAUCUGUGUAGCUUCGAGAAGCUAAAGAUGUUGGAGGUGAACAAGUCAAGCAAAUCGAUCAAGAAUUUUGAGAAUAGGCACUUGUUUAGGAAAGGAGAAGUGAGUGAUUGGGUUAACUAUUUGUCGCCAUCACAAGCAGAGAGAUUGUCAGCCUUAGUGGAUGACAAGUUAGGUGGGUCUGGUCUCACUUUCAGAUAUACGAAAGGAAACAUUCAUGAAGCAACGGGCCACAAUUCAGUUUGUCAAUUUUAA